This is a messenger RNA of Penicillium alfredii, 987 nucleotides long. Its product is annotated as SANT/Myb-like DNA-binding domain-containing protein. The record is from RefSeq and is a predicted model, not a curated record. The transcript has 2 exons. Bases 1 to 987 code for a protein of 328 amino acids. NCBI's taxonomy places the organism in Eukaryota, Fungi, Ascomycota, Eurotiomycetes, Eurotiales, Aspergillaceae.
AUGUCAUCGACACUGGCGGAUCCGUAUCGAGCCCUAACGACCCCUUAUCCUCAUCAUGCCAACGGCAAAGCCGUUGACAAUGAUGAUCUGAUCGCCUACGGUGCGCCUCAAUCGUUGCGUUCGGAUAGGGCGACCGAUAUUCACUUUCACUCUGAUAACCACCCCCAGUCAUCCUUUGGUUGCAAUCCACAAGCCAGAGUAGCGAGAAUUUCCCACUCUCCAUCAACCGUACACCACGACCCUCAAUCAGCCUAUAUCGCAUCUAACCGACUUCCCCGCCAGCUUCCCGCCCAUUACAGUGCUCACGGGUACUCCCCACCGCAAGACAGCCGGAAGCAAGCUCGGUCCGAGGAGCAUGAAGACGACGACAGCCGUGAAUUGAAUCACAACAUGGGAAUCCGCCAGAACAUGCACGCUCUCCCCAUGGACGGGCCCGGGCCGGCUGCGUCUCCCGACAUGCUGUUCCCCGUGUACAGCGACCCGUCGCCGUCGCAUGCGCCUUCGACACACAAGUUUGCUUCGCCAACCUCCUUCCCUCUCCCCCAACACCAUCACCACCAUCGCCUACCUUCACACGCGUCGCUGCAGACUGGUCAUGUCCAUGGCUCUGCGUCACCCCCUUUACCAAUCGGCCCUCCCAGUGUCGUGGGCCAGCCGGGAAUGCCCGAUCCUGCGCCUCGGCCUCGAGGCCCUAAACUCAAGUUCACACCGGAGGACGAUGCGCUCCUUGUAGAACUCAAGGAGAAUAAAAACCUGACCUGGAAGCAGAUUGCUGACUUUUUCCCGGGCCGGACGAGCGGGACGCUACAGGUCCGCUACUGUACUAAGCUUAAGGCCAAGGAUGUGAUCUGGAACGAUGACAUGUUGCAACGGCUGCAGCGGGCGAUGGAGGAGUAUGAAAAGGACCGCUGGCGGAUUAUUGCGGGCAAGGUUGGGCAUGGAUUUACCCCGGCAGCAUGCCGGGAGCGAGCCUUGAACAUGGGAUGA